Molecule: messenger RNA, 4919 nt
Organism: Pelmatolapia mariae (spotted tilapia)
Lineage: Eukaryota; Metazoa; Chordata; Actinopteri; Cichliformes; Cichlidae
Gene: xpo4
Product: exportin 4
Exons: 24
Coding region: 1-3480 (1159 amino acids)
Biological process (GO): protein export from nucleus
Cellular component (GO): nuclear pore; cytoplasm
Molecular function (GO): nuclear export signal receptor activity
Source: RefSeq, a predicted model, not a curated record
AUGGCGCGUCAUUGGAGAGGGACGAUGAUGGCGGCGGUCGGUGCACCAGAAGUGAUCACACAGCUGGAAAGCGCUGCCAAAGUUUUAAUGGCACCGCCGUCUAUGGUCAGCACAGAGCAGAGACAGCAUGCUGAACAUGUAUUCCUCUCCUUCAGGAAGUCCAAGUCCCCCUUUGCCAUUUGCAAGCACAUCUUGGAGACCAGUAAGGUGGACUAUGUGCUUUUCCAGGCAGCCACAGCCAUCAUGGAGGCUGUCGUGCGGGAGUGGAUCCUGCUGGAAAAGACCAGCAUUGAGUCACUCCGGGCAUUCCUUCUCACCUACGUUUUGCAGAGACCCAACCUGCAGAAGUAUGUGCGUGAGCAGAUCCUGCUAGCUGUGGCGGUCAUCGUGAAGAGAGGCUCGCUGGACAAAAGCAUCAACUGUAAAAGCAUCUUACUCGAGGUCGGACAGCUCAUCAGCAGCGGGAACCCCGCAGUGCAAACACUGGCCUGCUCCAUCCUGACCGCUCUGCUCAGUGAGUUCUCCAGCUCCAGUAAGACCAGCAGCAUCGGCCUCAGCAUGGAGUUCCAUGGUAACUGCAAGCGACUGUUCCAGGAGGAUGGCCUCCGCCAGAUCUUCAUGAUGACCAUGGAGGUGCUGCAGGAGUUCAGCCGCCGAGAAAACCUCAAUGCCCAGAUGUCUUCUGUCUUCCAGCGCUACUUGGCUUUGGCCAAUCACGUCCUCAGCUGGAACUUCCUGCCUCCCAAUUUGGGGCGCCACUACAUCGCCAUGUUCGAGGCCACGCAGAACGUCACGCUUAAGCCCACAGAGACCUGGAGGGAAGCGCUAUUGGACACACGUGUCAUGGACCUCUUCUUCACUGUACACAGGAAGAUUCGAGAGGACUCUGACAUGGCCCAGGAUUCCCUUCAGUGCCUGGCCCAGCUGGCCUCCAUGCACGGGCCUGUAUUCCCAGAUGAGAACGCCCAGAUCUCUUACCUGGCCCACCUGAUGGAGGGGCUGCUCAGUAUGAUCAAUGGGAUUGAGAUCGAGGACUCGGAGGCGGUCGGCAUCUCUAAUAUCAUCUCCAAUCUGAUCACCAUGUUCCCACGGAGUAUUUUAACGGCACUGCCCAGCGACCUCUUUACCUCCUUCAUCAACUGCCUCACGCUGCUCACCUGCUCGUUUGGACGCAGCGCCGCCCUGGAGGAAGUGCUGGAUAAGGAUGACAUGGUUUACAUGGAGGCCUAUGACAAGCUGCUGGAGUCGUGGCUAACGCUUGUGCAGGACGAGGAGCAUUUCCCUCGCGGCUGCUUCGUGCAGCCAGCCAUCCAAGUUUUCAACUCAUACAUCCAGUGUCACUUGGCAGCUCCCGAUGGCACGCGCAACCUGUCGGUGAACGGGAUUUCCUCUCACGAUGAGGAAGAGAUCAACGAGCUGCAGGAAGACGACAGAGAGCUGUUCUCAGACCAGCUGUCCAGCAUUGGCAUGUUGGGACGUGUGGCAGCUGACCACUGUAUCCCUCUGCUCACAAGCCUGCUGGAGGACCGAGUAACACGACUGCACGGCCAGCUGCAGAGGACCCAGCAGCACCUUAUGGCCUCGUCUGACCUCGGAUCAGUGGACCGUAAAGUCCUGGAUGACUUAUAUGAGGACAUUCACUGGCUCAUACUGGUCUCAGGUUAUCUACUAGCAGACGAUCCUCAGGGUGAAACCCCGCUGAUCCCCUCAGAGGUGAUGGAGUUCUCCAUCAAACACUCAACAGAGGUGGAUAUCAAUACAACGCUGCAGAUCCUCGGCUCACCGGGAGAAAAGGCCUCGUCCAUACCGGGCUGCAACCGCACAGACUCUGUGAUCAGGUUGCUGUCAGCGGUGUUGAGGACGUCAGAAGUGGAGUCCAGGGCAACCAGAGCGAAUCUGACGGAGCUUUUGAGCCCGCAAAUGGGGAAGGACAUCGUGUGGUUCCUCAGACGAUGGGCUAAGACGUAUCUGCUCGUGGACGAGAAGCUCUAUGGGCAGAUCAGCAUCCCCCUCAGCACAGCGUUUGGUGCCGACACAGAGGGGGCCCAGUGGAUUGUGGGAUAUCUCCUGGAAAAGGUGAUCAACAACCUGACCGUGUGGAGCUCAGAGGCUGAGCUAGCCAACGACACCGUGGAGCUGCUGGUGACGCUGGUAGAGAAGCGGGAGAGGGCAAACAUCGUGGUGCAGUGUGAGAGCUGGUGGAACCUGGCGAAGCAGUUUGCCAGCCGCAGCCCACCUCUCCACUUACUGUCCAGCUCCGUGCAGAGGACUCUGAUGAAGGCUCUGGUCCUGGGAGGCUUUGCACAAAUGGACUCUGAUGCCAAGCAGCAGUACUGGGCUGAGGUGCUUCACCCGCUCCAGCAGCGUUUUCUUAACCUCAUCAACCAAGAGAACUUUGCUCAGAUCAGCCAAGAAGAAGCUGUCAAACAGGAAAUCGUCGCUACGUUGGAGGCGUUGUGUGGCAUCGCAGAGGCGACGCAGAUCGACAACGUGGCCUCGCUCUUCUCUUUCCUCAUGGACUUCCUGUCCAGCUGCAUUGGCCUCAUGGAGGUUUACAGUAACACACCGGAAACAAUCAACCUCAUCAUUGAGGUUUUUGUGGAAGUGGCUCACAAACAGAUCUGUUACCUGGGAGAGACCAAGUCCAUGAAGCUGUACGAGGCGUGCCUAACGCUGCUGCAGGUCUACUCCAAAAACAACCAGAGCAGGAAGCGAAGCGAUGCCACGGCCGAGGAGGACCAGUACCAGGACCUGCUGCUCAUCAUGGAGCUGCUCACAAACCUGCUCUCCAAAGAGUUCAUCGACUUCAGCGACACAGAUGAUGUGUUUCGAAAUCAAGACCAGGGAACACCAGCAUCCAAUCGAACAGUAUCCGCUGCAGAUGUCGUUCUCUAUGGUGUCAAUAUAGUUCUUCCGCUCAUGUCUCAGGACCUGCUCAAGUUCCCCUCUUUGUGUAACCAGUACUACAAACUCAUCACCUUCAUCUGUGAGAUCUUUCCAGAAAAGAUCCCACAGCUGCCAGAAGACCUCUUCAAGAGCCUCAUGUUCUCCCUGGAGCUGGGAAUGACCUCGAUGAGUUCUGAAAUCAGCCAGCUGUGUUUGGAGGCUCUGUCUCCUCUGGCUGAACAGUGCGCUAAAAACCAGGAGAAGGACUCUCCUCUCUUUAUCGCCACCCGUCAUUUCCUCAAGUUGGUGUUUGACAUGCUGGUCCUGCAAAAACACAACACAGAGAUGACCGUGGCGGCAGGAGAAGCCCUCUACACACUCGUGUGCCUGCACCAGGCGGAGUACUCGGAGCUGGUUGAGACUCUGCUGUCCUCUCAGAGAGACGCCAUAAUCUACCAGCGGUUAGCCGACGCCUUCAACAAGCUGACGGCCAGCAGCACGCCGCCCACCAUGGACCGCAAGCAGAAGGUUGCCUUCCUCAAAAGCCUGGAGGAGUUUGUCGCCAACGUCGGCGGCCUGCUCUGCGUGAAAUAACCACUGGAAAACCAAACCGGCCUCUAAUCAUCGUCGUUCUGAAAAGCAACCAAUCAAAGACGCCCCCUGCUUCAUCCCUGAGAACUAUGGGUAGAAGGGACGGCUGAAAGCCUCGGAGGACCUCUCUGGCAGCUGGGGCGGGUUGAUCUCAUGCCUGAAUGUUUACCCUGUUUUCACCUCCUUGGAUGUCUUUUUUUCCCCCCCCUUUUCCUUUCCUACUGUUACACCCGCCUGCCCAGCACGAUCAGCAGACGCGAUGAAGAGGAGGAGGAGCUAAUUGUGGAGACUAAACUGCUGAGCAGAUGGACUCAGAGGUUCAUGUUAGACUGAAGCAACUGAGCACGGACUGUCAAGCAGCACCCAAUGAUUGCUGUUGUCCUCCCUUUCCACCUCCUCCUGCUCCUCCUCCCCCUCCUCAUGUGCCUGGAACUUUCUGGAGCGCGCACGCACACACACACACACACACACACACACACACACACACACACACACUCUCUCUCACACAUACACACACACACACAGGAACAUAGAGACCGACACUAAGGGCAAAACAAGUUACUGUUCUUCAGGUUUUGUAUGCAGUUAAAGGCAUUAGAGGGGCCAACCCACCCUAGUUCAAAUACUCACACACACACUCUCUCACACGUCACCCCAAUCCUUCCCAGAGUGCCUUUGUUCUGCCGAUUGUUCUCUAUGUGUGUGUGUAUGUGUGUUAAAAGGAGAGAGAAUCAUGCCAUACGAAAAAUGACAACCAGUAAGGACCGUGCCUGCCAAAAACCUAAGAAGACAUACAAAGCAUGAGGUGUGGCCGGCUGUCUUUGAGGCUGCUGAUGCACUCGGAACAGGAGGACAUUUGUUUGUUGGGAACGUCAGAAAACCAAAUUGAGAUUGUGUUUGACUAAAGGGUGUAAAUAUCUAUAAAUAUAUAAUGUUUUCAAGGCUGAUACCCUUCAGAAAUGUACGUUACGGGGAUUAAAGAUGACGGAAAUGUUUUUAUACACCAGUAAAAGGCAGGCAGAGAUGUACGAGUUCAAUAAUGUAUGAAUUCGGCUAAAGAGGGAGCAAUUUUCUCGCUGUUGACCUUUGCUGUUUGAUAUAGUUUUUUUGUUUUUUUUCCCUUCCUAUUUGGAUUGUAGUUUAUAUUGUGGCCCCCUGCCUCUGGACACAUGAAGGCCAGAGACAGAUGGUGCCUUGAAAGUUUAGCAGGAUGAUUUUAUUAGUAUUUUUCUACAGCAGCACCUCCACCCGAUCACUCUUCAACACACACACUGGAUAUUACAGAGACUGUUUGAGUUGAAGGACAGCAAUAACAAACCAAAUAAAAAGGAUCAGAGCCACUUGCUGAAGCAUUAUGUUGGAGACAGAACCCUCCUCGUUCAGAGUCCUAUCCCUGUUAUUGUAGAUGGCUGUUUUGUUAAUGAAGUGUAAAGUGUACAUAA